Drosophila serrata is the source of this 2446-nucleotide messenger RNA. RefSeq names its product Inner centromere protein (gene Incenp). Gene Ontology annotation, biological process: metaphase chromosome alignment; mitotic cytokinesis; meiotic spindle midzone assembly. NCBI's taxonomy places the organism in Eukaryota, Metazoa, Arthropoda, Insecta, Diptera, Drosophilidae. The record is from RefSeq and is a predicted model, not a curated record. Gene Ontology annotation, cellular component: midbody; nucleus; chromosome passenger complex.
UGCUGUCGCGCGUCCCCAUUGCCGCCAUUUGAAAUAAACGUAAGAAAACGCCAGCCAGUCCCCUGGAAGUGUAUAUAGUUGUGUAAAUAAUCAAAAUAUUAAUCAGAUCGUGCAACAUGGAGGACGUAAUGGGCGUUCUCGGUUCGCUGUCAGACUUGCAGAGGGAAUUGGAGGUCCUGCGUCAGUCCCACUUCCAGGAGCUGGACCAGCUUUUCUACGGCCUGGGGUCCACUUCCGUGACCAAUGACGGGGAGGCCAAGGCGGAGGAGAGCACUCCAGCAGUCAGGGAAGGAUCCUCGGUGACGCCGCAGCAAACCAAGAAGCGCGCCAAGCGACUCUCCUCUCUGGCCGAGGACAAGAAUGAGCUCGAGACCAGUCGAGCCGCGGAGACAAGUCAAUCCGCAGCCAACUCGUCGACUCGCCAAAGUGCUCGGGUCAACAACUCGCAGCUGUUGGCCAUCGCCGAGGGCACCCUAAAUACUACGGCUUCGCUAAUGCCACCGCCGCCUGUACCGACUGUGGCGGACACCACCUUGAAUUCCGGACGGCCACAGCGCGCCGCCAAGCUGAAGUCCGAGAAAAUGCUUAAGGAGCCCUCUCUCAAUCGCAAGAUGCGCCGACCUAGCCAGGAGGACGUCGUCAAAGUAAAGGUGGAGAGCGAGCAACGUGCCUCGCAGUUUAACAGCUCCACCAGUGGGCAUUCUAACCCGGUUAAAAUGCCACAGAAGCAGCCAGAGGAGGAUUCUGUACUUCCCGCUCCAAAAGAGCCGGAACCUGUAGUCAACGAUCAGUCAUCGGAGGAUAUUAACACCUCGAAGACCCUGGUGGUAAAGAUCAAGCGCGAGAAAAUGAGCAACGAGGGCUUGGUUUCAACCACCGAAAUCACUGCCUCAUCCACUGCCAUUCUGGAAGCGACACAGGCUGCCCAGCCGAAUGAGACGGUUUCUAGCAAUACGACGACCACAACGGAGCCCGGCAAAAAGUUACGCAAGAAGAAGAAGGACAUUGCCGAGUGCCAUAGGCCCAUCAAGAUCGAGCGCUUCAGCGAUCUGGACAAGGGAUCACCGGUGUCGUCACGAACGCGCAAGGCCAGUACAGAGUCGCGUGCGAACCAGGAACAUUCCAUCUACACAGACGCGCUGGAAGGACCGCCACCCGUAGAUCCAUCCGAGACGGUGUCGCAAACCAACGCCACGAUGGUCCUCGGUCCUGCCCCCACGUCAGAUGACAGCCCACGGGGACCGGUUGGGGAUGCCACCUUCGAGGUGCGCCCCACAGACAAGAAAGCGCCGACCAAGCAAGACAGUCUCCUUACCGAGGAUGAGUCACUGGAGGACAAACAGCCCGUGGCUAAGACGCUUGCGAGCAUCAAGGCAAUGAAGCUGCCAGCUCGCGCCCACGAGCUUUUCAAUCCUCUUCUUCAAAGUCCCGUGAAGAUGCGCGUGGAGGCAUUUGAGAACGCUGCCCAAGCACAGAGCAAUCUGCGUCCCAAGCGCACUAAGGAUGUGCAAGGCACGCCGGGAUCAAGCAUUACGCCCAAAGUGGGCAGACUCCCAGCACCGGUGGUGGGGCGCUUCUACACGCCUACCCAGACGACCAGCAUGCUGUCUGCGAGCUCGGCGCAGCCCAAGAAGGCACCGGCCAGUGCCUCCAAGGCUACCACGCUGAUGAAGACGGCAACCGGGACGAACCUAAAGUCCACCAACUCGGCCUCCACCAAGUCGCUGGUGCGCGAAAACAGCGGAGACGACUUCCGCAAAGGACUGCACAACCUGGCCGAGGAGCGUAAGAAGAUGCGCGAACUAAAGCACCAGCAGGCCGCCCAGCAACGCGAGGCCAAGGAACGGGAGCGGUCUGAGCGGAUGGCCAAAUUGGCCGCCGAGCGUGCCAAGAAACAGGAGGAACGCAAGCGUAUAGAGGAGCGCAAGCGACAGGAGCUUGAAGAGCAGCAGCGCAAGAUGCGGCAACAGGAGGAGGCCGAGGCCCUCAAGAAGGCCAAGCUUAAGGAGCUGGAGCAGCAGAAGUUGCAACAGCUGACAGGGGCCAAAACCAAGAAGAUGUUGCCGCCGCCCCCGAAGACCAAGUACACUUGGGAGAUGCUUCACGAGGAUGACUCGACUGAUGACGAAGGCAAGGUUACUCACAAACGACCGCCGGCGCCAACCUGGAGUCGCAGCCAUGUGCGGGGAGACGCGAUUCUUAUGCAGAGCCACGUACCCACCGAGAUCAUCGACAGUUUCUUCUCGGUGGCGCCCACCACUCCGGACCUGAAGCAGAUAUUCCCGAACAUCGAUCCCAGCCUGCUGAGGCGAAACUCCAGCGUGCUGUGGUCUACGCCGCCGCGCUAUUCCGAGCUGCCGAAGUACUAGCCCAGUAGUUCUGUUUUUCAUUAUCGUAAUCGCACAUCUUUAUAAUUGAAUAAAUAAAGUUAAUUGUGAAAAUUAAA